Fulmarus glacialis (Northern fulmar) is the source of this 1287-nucleotide messenger RNA. RefSeq names its product aryl-hydrocarbon-interacting protein-like 1. Lineage: Eukaryota; Metazoa; Chordata; Aves; Procellariiformes; Procellariidae. The record is from RefSeq and is a predicted model, not a curated record. The annotation marks the transcript as partial. The transcript has 8 exons. Gene Ontology annotation, molecular function: protein binding; peptidyl-prolyl cis-trans isomerase activity.
AUGGAGGAAACCUACCUGCUGAAUGUGGAAGGGGUCAAAAAGAAGAUUCUGCAUGGAGGCCAAGGGGAGCUGCCAAAGUUGCAGGAUGGGAGCAAGAUCACCUUCCACUUCCAGACACUGAAGGAUGACUUUGAGCGGACGGUGAUCGACGACAGCCGGGAAGCUGGCAUCCCUAUGGAGAUCAUUGUGGGCAAGAUGUUCAAGCUGGAGAUCUGGGAGACGCUGCUCAGCUCCAUGAGAGCCGGGGAAGUGGCUGAGUUCUGGUGCGACGCCAUUCACACGGGCAUGUACGCCCUAGUCUCUAGGGGCAUGCGGAGGAUCGCGGAGGGCCGAGACCCCCUGGAAGGACAGAAGCACCGCUGUGGCAUGGGCAACAUGUUUGACUACCACAGCACGGGCUAUGACGACCUGGACGAGCUGCAGCGGACACCGCAGCCCCUCAUCUUUAUCAUGGAGUUGUUCCGGGUGGAGGAGCCCUCAGCAUACAAGCGUGACACCUGGGCCAUGAGCAAGGAGGAGAAGCUGGCGGCGGUGCCUGUGCUGCACAAAGAGGGCAACCGCCUCGUCCUCUGCAAGGAGUUUGGGCAGGCGGCGGCGAAGUACCAGGAGGCUGUCAUCUGCCUGAGGAACCUCCAGGCCAAGGAGAAACCAUGGGAGGAUGGCUGGCUGAAGCUGGAGAGCCUGGUCACGCCGCUGGUGCUCAACUACUGCCAGUGCCAACUGGAGCUGGGCGAGUACUACGAGGUGCUGGAGCACACCACAGAGCUCCUCCAGAAACACAACGACAAUGCCAAGGCCUAUUUCAAGCGGGCGAAGGCCCACGCUGCUGUCUGGAAUGAGCGGGAGGCACGGGAGGACUUCCUGCGGGUGGCUCACCUUGACCCCUCCAUGGCGGCCGCUGUGAAGAAGGAGCUGAAGCAGCUGGGGGAGAGGAUGAGGAAGAAGCACGUGGAGGAUCGGAAGCGCUACCAGGGGCUCUUCCAGUCACCCCAGGGGCCGCGGGCCAGCAAGGGGCAGGAGAGCAGGGAGGAGGGGAAGGAGGAGCGGGAGGAGGAAGAAAAAGAGGAGAGGGAGGAGGAGGAGAAGGUGGACGAGGAAGAAAAAGAGGAGAGGGAGGAGGAGAAGGUAGAGGAGAAAGGGGAGGAGGUGGAAAAGAAAGAGGAAGAAGAGGAGGAGAAGGUGGACGAGGAAGAAAAAGAGGAGAGGGAGGAGGAGAAGGUAGAGGAGAAAGGGGAGGAGGUGGAAAAGAAAGAGGAAGAAGAGGAGGAGAAGGUGGACGAGGAAGAA